This is a messenger RNA of Gastrolobium bilobum, 792 nucleotides long. RefSeq lists its product as uncharacterized. The record is from RefSeq and is a predicted model, not a curated record. The coding region runs from base 1 to 792 and encodes 263 amino acids. Gene Ontology annotation, molecular function: nucleic acid binding; aspartic-type endopeptidase activity; zinc ion binding. The transcript has a single exon. Gene Ontology annotation, biological process: proteolysis. NCBI's taxonomy places the organism in Eukaryota, Viridiplantae, Streptophyta, Magnoliopsida, Fabales, Fabaceae.
AUGACGGUUGAUGAGUACUUGGCUAGGUUCAAUGAACUGGCCAUAUUUGCACAUUUUCACAUUUAUAUGCCUAUGCCGAUGUUUAUGGUUGCUAAGUUUCGUAGGGGACUUAAUGAGGAGACCGUAGAUAGAAUUGCUGGAGCUACAUCCAGAGAUUUUGGCACUUUAAUACAGCAGUGUCGUGACAUAGAGGAGGUGUGUAUAAUCAGCAAAGCCAAAAAGUCUAAGAUAUCUGAUGAGAGAGUAAUCAGUGGUUCCUAUCAGGGGAAGAAUAAGUGGUUUGAUGGCAAUGGCAAGGGAAAACAGUUGCAAGCCAGACAACCAUUCAACAAGAUUAAAAGGACCUCUACACCGCAGGGAAGCUUUGCUAGACCUCCUUCCACUCCUAGAUGUACGGGAUGCGGAAAGGAGCAUUUGGGACGUUGUGCUACUGGAGAGUUGCUAUGCUACAAGUGUGGAAAGAGUGGCCAUGUGGCCAAGGAUUGUUAUACAUCUGUUGCUAGGGCUGCAGCAACUCAGGCGGCUCAUCUUCAGAUGAUUCCUGCUCCACCUACAGCGGCACCUGUUGUGCCACUUGCCACUGGCCGAGUUUACACAUUGGAUAUGCAGCAGUCGGACAGAGCUUCAAACCUUGUGAGAGGUACCGUUUCUAUUGGUGGUUAUGCUGUUGAUGUGUUAUUUGAUUCUGGGGCUACAUAUUCUUUCAUCACGACCCCGAUUGUUGUGGGACUUGAGUUAUCCAUUUUUGUGCUUUCUUCACCGUUGCGGGAGACUACUGCUACCGGAGAAUAG